AUGUUGCCGGUACCAGUCGGGCGAGCGCGUCUCGCUUCCCCACCUCUCUUCAUGAUACCGUUGCACAUCCGGCGAGCGGUGGUCGCCUCCGCGUCUCUCAUCACGAGGCCCUGGCGAGCGGUACCCGCCUCUGUGCCUCCUGUCCUCGUGCGGGAGACGCGGGUCUGGCGAGCGCGCGCUGCCACCGCGUUCACCGUCACGAUUCUGCCGCCGAUCUGGCGAGCGCGUAUCGCCGCCACGCCUCCCUUCCCGAUACAUCUGUGGAUCUGGCGAGCGCGUGCCUCCGUCGCGUCCCCCAUCCCGAUUCGGCCGAGGCUCUGGCGAGCGCGCAUCGCCGCCGCGUCCUCCGUCCCGAUUCAGGCGCGGAUCAGGCGAACGCGCGCCGUCGCCACGUCCCUCGCCACGCUGCUGACGCGGAUCUGGAGAGCGCGCGCCGCCGCCACGCCCUCCGUCCUGCUUCAGGCGCGGAUAAGGCAGACGCGCGCCAUCGCCACGUCCCUCGACACGCUGCUAACGGGGAUCCGGAGAGUGCGCGCCACUGCCAUGCCCCCCGCCGUCACCUUUCUCUUCGUCGCGCGGCAGGUCUCGGGUAGUACCGCCCUUUUCUUCCGCCUCCGCCGUACUCGGCUCCGUCGCCACGCCCGCCUGCGCGGGAUCAUCGUCAUCAGCUCCAGCGGGCCUCUCGCGCUGCUCGGCAGCGCCUUCCUCCUGGGGCUCGUCAUCACCCUCGGUCUCGCCUUCACGAUUCGUCUCCCGCACUCGAUUCGCCGAGUCGGCCUCGUCUUCUCCAUCCACAUCAAGAUCGCCUUGGCGACCGAGAAGAGCCCCUCCAGACCUCGCCCGCAACCUCUCUCUUCGCGACGGCGAUAG
Molecule: messenger RNA, 870 nt
Organism: Closterium sp. NIES-65
Lineage: Eukaryota; Viridiplantae; Streptophyta; Zygnematophyceae; Desmidiales; Closteriaceae
Source: the annotation of a GenBank genome assembly